UUACAGCGAUGGGAUAACUUCAAAAGAGAAAACCCCAAGGCAUGCCAUGCCGUAACUUUAAUAAGCGGUGCAAGUCAAUGUCUGGCUGAGGCGUGUACGGAGGUAGUCACCUUGUAUUAGAAUGUAAUCGUCGAGACCUUUGAAAAUAGAUUGAUUUAUUAUCUUCGAUACAAGAUUCAAAUCAUGUUUGUGGAGUAUGAAUCGAAACGACGUUCAUAAUAUUGCUGUAAAACAUUGUUAUCAAUAUAUCUGUCAAGGGAAUCCAGUGUGGCCAACAAGUGAAACUGUGAAUGAUGAUACAAUAAGACAAAAAGUUGUUCAAUUUUGCCAGCCUCUGAGGGACAUUCUAAAUACCAAAGUAACAGUGAAAACUCUAUCGGAAUCCCCUGGUAGAUUUACUCCUUUGUUGAUACACUUGCUCUCUAUCAUUGAAUCUGAACACGACAACCAUUGUGAAUACGAUGUAAGAAGACUGUCUCUUCCGCGGCGAUUUAGUCUGUUCCCAACACCUUCCUUGCACUGGCGUUCUAUAACUUUGUCAGUAAACGCAUUAUCUGCGUUUCUUCCUCGUGAAAAGUUGCCAAGAGGUUAUAAUGACCAACUUCGGCUCUUUUUUAAAGUAUUAAAGUUCCAGUCAUUGAGAAUUAAAACAAUUGAAAGUAUAAUGCCGAAUGGCAGAAAUAGACAGUUGUUUGGAAACUUGAUCAGAUCAGACGGUUUCAGUGUUGAUUUUUUGUUCUACAAAAGACGAAAUGAUCAAAAUGAUAUGGCUGUCAAAGUUAACCAAAUACACCUCAAAGUCGAUGACUUUAAGAGUCAAGAAAUAGAACAGUCAUAUCUUCCAAUAGCAAUUGACCCUGGAAGAAAAACCGUUUUUACUGCAGUUACCGAUUUAGAUCGCGAUGUUCGACGAUGCACAACCAAGGAAUAUUAUCAUUUGACAGGUUCAGCAAGAUUCAGUUCUGAAUUGAACAGACUAAAAAAUGAGCGUGGCAUUAACAUCAUAGAAAGCUCUAUACCAACCAACAAGACUUCUGACUCAGAAAAGUACUUGCAGCAUGCCACUUAUAUUUUCAAUAAUUUAGAUACUCUGUUCGAGUUUUAUAACGCUGCUACGGCAAAGGACCGUUUCUUCUUGUACCAAGGAAACCAAAGGGCGCCAGAGUUAAUGGUAAAUAUGUUGCUGAACGGAACUAAAAAGUACAACAGAAGUUUAAGAAGCAAAAAGAAAAAGAAAGCGAAAAACAAAAAGAAGAAGAAGAAAAAAGGGGGUACCAAGAAGAAAAGAAAGGGAAAAGAAGUUAAAAAGAAAUGUAUUCCAAGGUAUUUGUAGUUAAAAAAAAACCCCAGUAAAUUAGUAUUAUUAUUAUUUUUACUGAAAAAGUGCAUGUAUACAAAUGUAUCUGAUAGAGAGACUAAAUAUAAAAACUACAAAUCAAAGGUACCCUUGGUCGUAUUUGGGGUCGGAAUGUUU
Molecule: messenger RNA, 1474 nt
Organism: Cokeromyces recurvatus
Lineage: Eukaryota; Fungi; Mucoromycota; Mucoromycetes; Mucorales; Mucoraceae
Exons: 3
Coding region: 197-1333 (378 amino acids)
Source: RefSeq, a predicted model, not a curated record